AUGUAUCCUUUCUUAGGAUCAAAUGCUCAGCACAAAUCAGCUGCCGUUUUUUCCUCGUUGAGUGCAAACUUCAAGGGAAUUCCUCUUUUUCUCGUCAUUUUUCGGCUUUUCUCCUCCACAAAUUUCAAUCAGGAUAUUUGCACAAACGGUCAAUUUACGGAAGCAUCGAAAUAUACAAAAAUGAAAUCACUCCGCGAGUUGCUUCAUUUGGGGCCUGAGACGAGCACAAAAUGUUCGGACUAUGAGCAGAAAAAGAGCGCCGAGUCUUCAUAUCUUGCAUAUAAAGCGUGGUUAAAGAAUGAGAGCCCGGAAGUACAGCAAGCCCUCGCCGCGAACAAGCCAUUCUUGAAGAAAUUCUUCUCCGAAUUCGAUGCCACUUUCUGUAAACACCCGAAACCAUCGGAUCCGUUAAAUGGGAAAUUGUUCAAGAUGAACUUCGGCGGUGCUCCCAAUGAACCGGCUCUCAUUAUCAACAAAGCGAAAGUCGAAGAGAAAUUGGCAAAUUUCAAUGAACAGACUAAGCAAAAGGUGAACAGCAUCAAGGAAAAGUACGCAAAGAAGAAUGAGAAUCCUCCGCCCGCUCAUAAA
Messenger RNA from Mesorhabditis belari, 588 nucleotides. The record is from the annotation of a GenBank genome assembly. Lineage: Eukaryota; Metazoa; Nematoda; Chromadorea; Rhabditida; Rhabditidae.